Messenger RNA from Cylicocyclus nassatus, 246 nucleotides. NCBI's taxonomy places the organism in Eukaryota, Metazoa, Nematoda, Chromadorea, Rhabditida, Strongylidae. The record is from the annotation of a GenBank genome assembly.
AUGCCAUACAUGCUAAUCUCGACACAAAUUCGUCUCGAAGCUGGACCAACGUUUGUUGGAGAUGGCGACAGUGAUAUCGAUCUAAUGGGAAGGUUACAAGCUAAGCCAUCACAGCAGCUGGGAAACGAAUUUGUGGAGUACUCCACGCCGCUAUCUCCUCGAUUAGUACUGAAUCUCUUGGAAAAGGAAGGGUGGAAAGUUGUCGGUAUGGCAGAAAAUCUUGCAGUAAUAGAUCUGAAUGCUUGA